This is a messenger RNA of Meleagris gallopavo (turkey), 1127 nucleotides long. NCBI's taxonomy places the organism in Eukaryota, Metazoa, Chordata, Aves, Galliformes, Phasianidae. The record is from RefSeq and is a predicted model, not a curated record.
AUGGCCGGGCUGGGGCUGGACAGAGACCUGCGGCACCUGCUGAAACUGCACCGCACAGAGAUCGCCAUGGCGGUGGAUGAUGUCUUCCCGCUGCUGCACGGCCUCGCUGACCACGACAUCGUCCCUGAGCACAUCUUCAAGGAGACGCUGAGCCAGACAGAGCGAGAGGGCUCCCACCGCGCGUUCCACGCACUGCUCACCUGGCUGCUGGGCCGCGAUGCUGCCGCUGUCCGUGACUUCUGGGCUGUCCUCUUCAAGGACUACAACCUGGAGCGCUACACCCGGCUCCGGCCUCUCCACAGCACCUUCCCCGCAGAGGUGGAGCUUGGGCAGCAGUGCAGCAGCAGAUGCCCAUCCCCCAACUCCAUGGGACCAACCCCACACAGACCCCAAGGCAAGAGAAAAGCUGAGGAGUGGGACGGGGCCCAGGUGGCACAACCCUCACCACGGCACACUGCCAGCCCUGGGCUCCUGGCAAAGGCAAAGACUGUGAAGAAGCCAGAGAGUGCGGACACUGCACGCACAUCCCGUACCAGUGGCAGUGCCAAGGCAGGCAGCAGAGCUAGGGAUGAGCUCUGCGUACCAGCUGCUGCAGAUGGGUCCCCAAAGAACCUUGUUUCACAGAGCGGAGAGAUGUGUGUGACCGCCCAGGGCCAUCUGCCAGCAGUACCUGUGCACAGCCAGGACCCAGCACCCUACCAGGACAACGAGGAUGAGUGUGCCGUGUGCGGAGACGGCGGAGAGCUGAUCUGCUGCGAUGGCUGUCCCAGGGCCUUCCACCUCCCAUGCCUGGUACCCCCGCUGCCUCGUGUCCCGAGUGGGACGUGGCAAUGCAGCUCGUGUGUGGCCGAGCUGGGCCGGCUGCGGGAGGCAGACACGGCUGCGGAGCAGCUCCCUGCGGUCCCAGACAAGGAGGAGCACGGUGCCCAGCCGGGAGGAAGCCACUGGAGCACCUGUGUCCGCUGUUUCUUCAAGAUCUCCGCACCCCAACGCUGCCCCACGCGUGAUGGAGACCCCGGGUGAGUCCCCUCCGCCUCGCCCCCACGUCACAGCCCAAGCCUCUCCAUUCCUUCCUGCCGCUCGGAGCGCUCGCAAAUACCUCGUUGGCUUGCAGAGGGCUGUGGCUU